This is a messenger RNA of Entrophospora candida, 1059 nucleotides long. The record is from the annotation of a GenBank genome assembly. Lineage: Eukaryota; Fungi; Glomeromycota; Glomeromycetes; Entrophosporales; Entrophosporaceae.
AUGGUUAAAAGCACUAGUAUUUACCAAUUUAUUAAAAGUUUAGCCGAGCGCGAGGGAGUAUCAGAAGACCGAAUAAAAGAAAUAAUUAUUGAAUCUUUCCGAAGGUCUUACUGUAAAAAAGAAAGUUCCCGAGCCGAGUUAAAUUUCAAAUUUAAUGAUGGUUUAUCGGUUCACCGUCUCUAUCAGAUAGUUGAGAAAGUUAACGACCCAGAGAAAGAAAUAUCUAAGAAUGAUGAAUUAUUAAAAAAAGGUAAGGUAAAAAACAAUAAACUAUUUGUUCCAUUAGACAUAAAAAAUUUCUCUAACUCUCUCAGUGAUGAAAUCAGAAAACAACUGUUAGGAGACUUAGGAGAAAUUAGCAAGGCGAGGCAAUUUAAACAGUUUAAACCACUUGAAGGUCAGAUAGUAGAAGGAACUAUCCAAAAGGAACAAGAAAACUACUACUUAAUAAAAUUGAAGAAGGGAGGAAUUGGCUAUUUAAAAAAAGAAGAGUUAGCGUUACCAGAAGUUCCAAAAUUAGGACAAAAAUUCCUUUUCUUCCUAAUUAAAGAAGUAAAAGAAAAUGCAGAAAAAAAUAUGCCACAGAUUAUUUUAACUCGCCAUGAUAAUUUAUUUAUUCAUAGGUUAUUAGAGCAAGAAAUUCCACAAGUAAAAGAAGGUAUUAUUACCGUUCAACAUAUUUUAAGAAUACCUGGACUGGUGAGUAAAAUAGUAGUCGAAAAGAGCAAGAAAGCAAUCGAAAAAGGAUUGAACAUUAACCCUUUCGGAGCUUGUAUUGGAGAGAAAGGCAAACGAGUUCACAAUCUUCUUUCACCAGCCAAAGUAGUUGAAAUAAUUGAAAAAGGAGAUGGUUGGUAUGUUACUGUCCUUGGAGAAAAGACCUCUCUAGUUUUAGAGCACCAUGGAAAAUUACUGGAAAAAAUCGCGGAUUAUUUAGGGAAGAAAAUUCAUGUUCGAGGUCUAGAGGAAAUUAGAAAGGAGAAGAGCACCAUAAUAGUUUGGAACGGAAAAUUAGAUGAUAAAGAAAUUGAAAUGCUCUGCAAAAGAAUAAAUAAUUAG